Messenger RNA from Angiostrongylus costaricensis, 624 nucleotides. The record is from the annotation of a GenBank genome assembly. NCBI's taxonomy places the organism in Eukaryota, Metazoa, Nematoda, Chromadorea, Rhabditida, Metastrongylidae.
UAUGCAGAAACACAAAUAUUCCAGUAUUUUCUUGCAUUUCAUUCGUUUCCUCGCAUUCAUCCAUGCAGACUUGCGUAUGUGUCCUACAACUUUGUUGGGCGUAUUCUUGGUCCACGUGGCAUGACCGCAAAACAGCUGGAAGAGGACACUGGAUGUAAGAUCAUGGUUCGCGGACGCGGAUCCAGCCGUACGGUGUGCUUUUUGGCCGACACCGAACCACUUCAUGUUCUCAUCCAAUGCGAGGACUAUGAGAAAAGAGCUCACCAAAAAAUGAGAAAUGCUGUGGAGGCUGUUAAUCAGCUUCUUCACCCUCCUGUUAAAGGGAAGGAUGAGCUUAAGCGUAAGCAGUUAAUCGAACUCUCUAUCAUUAACGGCACCUACCGCCCAACUUCGGCCACCAAGGUCGCGUUACCUAUUCGAUUAUCCACAAACCUUACGAUUACAGAGGCACCGCGUCCUUUAUCAGCACCUAAUCUGCCACCAGUGGCAGAUAACUCGCCCUAUAACGAACAGGCUCGCAUGUUUUCUCAGUUUGCUGAAGCUGCCAGAUUCAGGAAGAAGAAGUGGCUAAUGCGUUCACCACCACACCGUGCGGGUCCUUCGCUUUGCCGGUCUCUCAGCUAG